Molecule: messenger RNA, 20145 nt
Organism: Porites evermanni
Lineage: Eukaryota; Metazoa; Cnidaria; Anthozoa; Scleractinia; Poritidae
Source: the annotation of a GenBank genome assembly
AUGCUCUGUCCGGUAGCGUUGUGGACAUCCAUGGAAAUGACAGCUGUGGAUUUGGUAUACUGUUUUGCUCUUGUGGUGAUACCCGUCCAUUGGAUGCCCGGCGAUCAGCCGCUCCCCCCCAUGCCCUCACAGUUGAUAAUGGAUGUGGAUUCCCCGCCGCUUGGCCUCGGUCUCUAUCCAAUAACAAGUGGUUUUUCCAUGUUUACCCCUUGGAUGAAAGGCCCUUUCGUACGGGGACUCUGGUGCCAGAUCUUUUCUCCCGGACAGACUAUUUUUGUUUGUCGAUUUGUGCACCUUGCCGCAUGGUGUAAAAGAUUACAUAAUCGUGUGAAUCUUGCCCCGCAGUGCGCACAUGCAAGCGUUUUGGUCGCCUUCUCGAGGUCGGUGAUUAAAAAGGCGUGCUCUUUGUGAAUCCGGCUGGUCAUUGGUUGAUAUUCUUCUUCUUCCUCCUCUGGGGUAAAAUGCCCCAGCAAUGUAAAUCCGCACUACCCCCACCUCAUAGACAACUAUUUCUUGGUGGAAAUACGUCGCAAUCAGCUAGAUAUGCUGCAAUUCCACCUUCGCAUUUGGAAUUUCAUGUGUGGCAAAAUAUUCUUGUGCCAUUUGCCUGUUAUUCUCAGGUUGUUCUUUUUAUGGGCUUCUUUGUGCACCACCAAACAACAGAAAACACAGAGAUUGUUGUUAAAAGUAUCCAGUGCAUACAAACCUUUCUUGGUGCAAAGCCAUUCUGACAAACACCCUUCCCCAACAUGUAGCGUUUGGUUGUCCAAACGUACACUGAUUUGGACCGACAUAUAGGCGGCAAACACAAAUUUUGUGUUCGGCCGAGUGAAUGUUUCAUUUUCCAACCUUGCGGUUUCUUGUCUCUCACUCCAGCCCCGGGCCUCUCGAAGAUUGGGAAACCACGGGAUUUUCAUUCCUUCUUCCAACCAUGGAAGCUUUUUGUUGGUUUCAAUAUUUCGAAGCCGGUUGUAGUAUGAAUAAUUUAUUCUGAACAGGUUUGCCAUUCCCCAUUUGAUUCUGUCCAGGAUUUGCCCAGCAAGCGAAUGGAUCAAGUUUGAGAGAUAAUGCCGUUUUAUGAUUUGUUGCCCACGCCCAUUGACAACAAUGUUUUGAAUCUCUUGGACCGCAUUCUUAUAACAAGCCGGUAUGUUUCGUGGGGCUGGUUGGGCUUCUUUGUGGUAAUUUUCAGACAAAGUGUCAAAUUCUCGCAGUAUUUGCGCCCUUGGCCUUCUUGGCGGUGGCAUAGGUAGCUUUGGCACUGGUUUGGGUUCCAAAGGCGGUGGCAACCCUUCUGAGAUUCCACGGCCAAACAUUUGUUUUUGUGCUGAUGUAAACAAAUGAGUUGCCGUCGUUGUAUAUAUGUAUGCAAAAAAGUGCCAAUAUCUAAUAGGCCACUCGCGCCCGUUUUGCACCGCAACUAUGACAAAAUUCUGUCCGCUGUGGCCACCUCGGCAAGCGAUUAAUCUACCAUCUCGGGAUAUUUUCUGUUUCUCUUGGGCGCGAGAAUGGACCCGUUUUUGUGGGCUCAGACUGGCCGUUGCCAUCUGCAGACAGGGGAAAGCAUGGAGACUUUUUUUUGGAAAGCAAGUAGUAUGUCUGGAAUCUAAAUGAAAUCGAAUUUUUCCAAAGGUAUGGCUGUAAGGUAAAAAUGAGUAAUAUGGGGCCAUAUGGCCCUCGGAAAAAGUGAAUUCAUUUUGAUUCCAGACAUACUACUGUCUUGAUGAAGGCAACGUUGUUACCAUGGUGGCAAUGGAUUUAUCCAAGGUGUUUGAUAGUCUUAUUUACUCACUGCUUAUAAGCAAGCUUCGGACAGGCAGAAUUAGCGGGUGAAGUUUGGCGAUGAAAUGUCUGGUUGGGAGCUAAAUCAACGAGGUGUACCCCAGGGCAUUGUUCUCCUUGACAGGCGGUAACCUGUAAAAUUUACCGCUUGAAGCGACACUUCGUACCACCUGCAACCGCUUGAAGUGUUUCAUUCAAUAAUUGAUUAAAUAAUUAUUUGAAUAUGUAUAUGUUUCCUGGUAAAAAAUGAAAACCUUUAAAUUAAAGACAAAUGAAUGUAAAAGCUUGAAGUUUGUCUUGAAAUCUCUUUCACUUAUAAUAUGUGUAAACAGAGAUGAUGUUUUAGACUCUCUGCUUAGAAAUAGUACUAUUCCUGCUUUCUUAAAUGUGGUUGUCUCUUUUUUGACAGGCUGCAAAAAACAAUGAAAGUGACUUGUCAAAUAAACUCAGCGGAGGUGAAAAAAAUCUCACAGCAGGAAAAAAGAAGCGAAAAAGGAAAAGAAAAGCUAAGGUAUUGUUUUAUAGGAUGAUAUGCAGCCAACUCCAAAAUUUUUGUCUUGAUCAAGAUGUGAUACAAUUUAUUCUUUUUCUAACUUCUGAGUCUUUUUUUAUAGGAAGCCUCAGAAUCACAAGAUAUCUCUAGACAAAAACUUGCGGAAGACAACAAGAAAGAGGAUAAGGAGAUUAAGAGACUAGAGAAACUUUUAAGACUUGACAAGAAAAAGAAAGUUCCCAGUCAGUUUAGUCAUGAGGGACUGGAUUGUAUCCUUGGAAUCUACGUACAUGUAAUAAUUUUCUUUUUUAAACAUCUCCAUGUAUGUACAUUGUAUGAACUAAACAGUCACUCACUCUGAAUUAGUACCUAACCUUUCUCUCAAAAUGUCACAAUUUCGGAGUAGUCAAAGUUUGGCAAUGCUUAUAUUUUUUUCAAAGUUUCCCUUAAGCUUAAGCAAGUCACAUAUAUAUCAUGAAGUUUUAAAUUUCAUGGCACUAAAAGUUUUUAUCUUAUUAUUUUAAAAAUUUCAUUCAAUAGUGCGUCCACCAUUCCCUCAUUUCUCCCAAUUACUGUCACAAAAUAGACUUAUUCACAAUGAAUGUUUGCUGUUUGUUCAUUAUCUUAUACUGCAGCUGCUGUGUUGCCUUGACUUAUUUGACACCAGAUUUGUUGGAAGUUUGUGAUCCUUUGUUAAUGACAGGAAGGACUGGUAGCAGUGAUGAUGACGAGGAACCUGAAAAGAAGACAAAGCUGGCUCAUGGCAAGGUAUUCCUCCUUUUAAGUUUUAAUGACUUUUCUUUGGGUAGGCAUAAAUAGUUUUUGAAAUCACACUUUAACAGUAUUCAAAAAAUAAUUACCUAAAACUAUGUAUUUUCCUUUUUGAAAUGAUGGUUAAAAUUGCUUUGUAAACAUGUAAAAACUAACGAGAGAAUGUUCCGACAUUUCGGCAUGAAGCCAUUAUCAAGGAAUGGAAAUAAAAUAAUGUGAGUUCAAAAGGAGCUAAAGUACUCUAAAUUUGCAUGGGAACACGGCUAGACAUAGACUUUAGCACGGAUUGAAUUUGUUUGCACAUUCUAUGGCGCCAAGUUCAAAAGCGAGCCUCAAAUUAACAACUUUCGAGGGUUGCUGACCCGCAGCCAUCGUGGGCUUCUGCGGGAAUGGCGGGAUAUGAUAUGACACGGGUAGUUAUAACCUUUUAUUAAAAGCUCCAUACCACAGUCCAACCCGUAUUUGUGAGUAAGAAAAUUGCCCAGGACCUCCACGAAUGUACGUGAGUCAGACAAAACUGCAAGUGCUUAAUCAACAGUGCAUAGUGUACCAGUUGUUAUGUAACCUGUGCAUUACAGGCAGCUACAGUCGACUCCCGACAGCUCGAACCUUCAAGGGAAAUCAAAAACAGUUCGAGUUAUCGGUAGUUGGAGUAGGCAAAUAACCAGUAGUGAGGAAAUGGGAUGGGGGUCAGAGGAAUACAAGUAUCAUGUACACUUUUCUUCAAGGGCAGCAAGAGAUAUAUUUAUAUUUUGAAAAAGAAAUUGAGCAACAAAUCCUUGAUUAAUGAGUACAGCGCUAACCAUUGUAUUUGAAUAGGACUCCGACAAAACAGUAAAGAGUUUGAAAGAGAAAGAAUACACGAUUGUUUUGAGAGAAAUUCCAUGUUUUGGACUGCAGUUCACUGCGUUUCUUUUUCAAAUUUUCAUGCGCUUAAACCAUGGUUCAAGUUAUCGACGGUAAAAUCGUAUAGAAAUGAUCUGAAGGGAAACAAAAGUUACUUCGAGUUAGUGGGAGAUUCGAGUUAUGGAGGGUAAGUGUAUGAAAGAUAUCCAAGGGAAAUUGAUUUUGGUUCGAGUUAGCGCGAGGUUUGAGUUAGCGAGGGUUUGAGUUAUUGGGAGUCGACUGUACGUUAAUUGUACGUCGGGGCAUCUUUUCACACGCCUGGAUGGCCACAAAAGUAAAUCAUCUUCUGUGCACGAACACUAUGAUAAAGACCACGUGGGCGCUGUCCCGGAGCACCUUCUCAGCUGCUUUAGAGUGCUGAAAAAGUGUAAGAAGAAGUUUGACUGCCUCAUUAACGAAAUGCUUUACAUCAAGCAAUUAAGAUUGCCUUUGAUGGUGCAAACGGAUUCAAUCCGUGAUAAACGCCUUUGUCUAGCUGUGUUCGUUCAUGCAAAUUUAGAGUACUUUAACCCCUUAUUUCAAUUACUUGAUAAUGGCGUCAUGAUGUCACCGAAAUGUCGGAACAUUAUCUCAUUAGUUUUAACAUGUUUAUGUUUCUUCAAAUCAUUAUUGAUUAGUAUUACUUUAGAAAUUUUUGCCUUCGGCAAGUUAAGGAGGUUAAAUAGUAACAGGACAAGAAUUUACAUGUAACUUUAUCUUUUUUUUCAUCUUUUAAAAAGGCCAACCAAAACAGAAGAAAGACACUUGACAUGGGACAAUUGAGCUGUAGUGAAGAUGAACAAGAAGAGUUGGUUACUAGCGGUAAUGAUGAUGUUGUUGAUGAUGAUGAUGACGACGAUGAUGAUGGUGAUGAUGAUGAUGAUGAUGAUGGUGAUGAUGAUGAUGGUGGUGAUAGUGGUCAUGGUGGUGAUUAUAAUGAAGCUGAUAGUGACGUUGAUGAAGAGGGAAAAGCCUUUAACACCAAAGAUAAAAUUGGUCAUGAUAUGGACCAGAAUGACAAGGACAGUAGUAAGAACAAAGAUGCAUAUGAUGAUGAUGAUGAUGAUGAUGAUGAGCAGGAGGAGGAGGAGGACAAUUUCAAGGACAAUGAUGAUGAUGAAGAUGCUAUGAAUAACAUUUAUAAUGAUGUUGAUGAUGACGGCAAUGAAGAUAAUACUCAGAACAUUACUUGUCACAAGUAUGUUCCUCCUCAUUUGAGAAGGCAACCUUCAUCUGAAGCCCAGCGUGAACACUUAAACAGAAUCAGACGUCAGGUGAAAGGUCUACUAAACAGGUAAACCAUUUAAUGAGUAAAAUAUUAGUAUUUGUAUUUUCACUAUCAAAAAGGAACGCACUAAAGAUUAAAAUUCAUAACAACCGGUCAUUGACGGAUUUGCAUAUGGCGCAAUGGCGGCCGCACGUGUUUUUUAACGUUAGCCAAAUUUUCGGCUACCAUUGUUAAGUGCAGGCAUCUGCAAUUGUGCUUUCUUCUUUUUUUUUUAUGGUGUGUGUCUUAAGAUGUUUUGUAUGUCUAGUUAUUGUGAUGUCCUGUACAUUCGACACUACUUUCAAAGAACUAGUUGCUAGCUCGAAAACCUUACGGUUAUCUAGCCGCUAGGCAUUUCCUUCUAUGUAAUAAUAUUUAGUUUAAAUUGUAAUUGAAUAUUCUACGUGUUAAGUUACUAAUUAUUCAAUAAGUUUGCCAUACCCUGUAAUGGAAAUGUGAAUAAAGUGUUGUUGUUAUAAAGUGUUGUUGUCAUUCAUAGGAGUACCACCCUCACCGUUAAUUCCCUUUAGUUGUGUAUAUUUAUUGGCUACCCAGAGUAUGGCUGUUCCCUUUAAAUCGUAUGCUUUCAUAAACUAAUCUUGUUUGCACUUUGCACAGGUUUAGUGAGGGAAAUAUGUCUCUUAUCAGCAGUGAAAUAGAGAAUCUUUUUACUCACAACAGUAGAAAUGGUAGGUCUACUAUAAUAACAUUGCUACUUUUUCAACGUUUCAAGCCAGAACAAUACUGGUGUAGUGACCCUUGAAAACUUAAACUCACAAAAAAAAAAGCGUAAGUAAAAGUCUUAUUCUGUAAGUCCAUUGACUGAUUCAAGCGGGACAUGAGUCCUUCCACCUUGUUUGGAACAAAGUAAUCAAACUACAGAAGAUCUAAGCUGCUUCAUUUAUGAUAAAAUACACAAGGUUUCAUUGACCAGCGCUCCCAGCUUCGUUGCUUUAGACUUAUGGUGAGAGCUGGGGUAGCUCAUACCGGUGCUAAUUGGACCCACUAAGAAANUUUUAUGGUGUGUGUCUUAAGAUGUUUUGUAUGUCUAGUUAUUGUGAUGUCCUGUACAUUCGACACUACUUUCAAAGAACUAGUUGCUAGCUCGAAAACCUUACGGUUAUCUAGCCGCUAGGCAUUUCCUUCUAUGUAAUAAUAUUUAGAUUAAAUUGUAAUUGAAUAUUCUACGUGUUAAGUUACUAAUUAUUCAAUAAGUUUGCCAUACCCUGUAAUGGAAAUGUGAAUAAAGUGUUGUUGUUAUAAAGUGUUGUUGUCAUUCAUAGGAGUACCACCCUCACCGUUAAUUCCCUUUAGUUGUGUAUAUUUAUUGGCUACCCAGAGUAUGGCUGUUCCCUUUAAAUCGUAUGCUUUCAUAAACUAAUCUUGUUUGCACUUUGCACAGGCUUAGUGAGGGAAAUAUGUCUCUUAUCAGCAGUGAAAUAGAGAAUCUUUUUACUCACAACAGUAGAAAUGGUAGGUCUACUAUAAUAACAUUGCUACUUUUUCAACGUUUCAAGCCAGAACAAUACUGGUGUAGUGACCCUUGAAAACUUAAACUCACAAAAAAAAAAGCGUAAGUAAAAGUCUUAUUCUGUAAGUCCAUUGACUGAUUCAAGCGGGACAUGAGUCCUUCCACCUUGUUUGGAACAAAGUAAUCAAACUACAGAAGAUCUAAGCUGCUUCAUUUAUGAUAAAAUACACAAGGUUUCAUUGACCAGCGCUCCCAGCUUCGUUGCUUUAGACUUAUGGUGAGAGCUGGGGUAGCUCAUACCGGUGCUAAUUGGACCCACUAAGAAACGUAAAUAAACACCUUACCAAGGCAAAAAAUAUGUAAAACAAAUCCGCCUCAUUUUACCACCUGCACCACUACUAUUGCUAUAACACAUUUAGCAAUUUUUAGAGUACCUGGUAAAUGUGAUUUAGGUUUAGCUCUCAAUGUCCUUUGUGCCCUAGCCUGAACAAGGGAAAUUGAGAAUCAAAAUAGGUGAAUACCACUUUUAACCAAAAUUUUGUUUUAGACUGCAACUUGUGUGUUCAUUUCCUCCUUACCAGAUAUGAACAAGAUCUUAAGUGAACUUAUACUAGGAUCAUGUGUGUCAAUAUCUUUGAUGCCUGAUAAACUCCUGAUGGAGCAUGUUAUGUUACUAGCAAUUCUCACAAGUCAUAUUGGAACUGAAGUUGGUGAGUGAAAUUCAGUGUCUUUGCAUUGAAUGUUGUGCCACCACUGCCACUUUUGCAACUUUUGACAACUUGGUGGGUUCCAAAUAAUACAGUCAAUCAAAAUUCAAUUUAUCUUAGAAGCAGAUUCAUGUGUUGCAAUUCAAGGUUUCCUUUCUGUUCCUUUGAAAUUCCAUGAUUCUACCUCCCAGGCAUAUUUUUACCUUUUGUUUUUUACCUCGAAAAGAAGUUUAGGUGGCUACAUCCACCUUGGCCACAUUUCCACACAUAUCUUUCUUUUUUUAAACAAAAUUCAUUCUUGUAUUAUCUGACCUAAAAUCACAGUAAAAGCUUCUCACACCAGCAGGGAGGUGUCCAAUUAGUGCUAAGUUGUAUCUUAGGACCAGCUGUUUUUCAUGUUUUGCGGCGUCCGCUAAAACCAAUUUUAUUGUUUUCCGCAAUAUCAUUUUCCAAAAAAAAUUACUUAUUCAUAUCUGUAUCACUAUUCAUUAUUAGGUGCCUUCUUUGUUGAGAGGCUUGCAGAAAUGUUUGAUAAUAUGCACAACAGUGAAAAAGAUAGCUAUGGAAAAGGGAAAGAGUGUGUCAACAUAGUGGCCUUGUUUGCUCAUCUGUACAAUUUUAAGGUAAAUUAAUACUUCAGAAUUGUUAGUUAACCUAGAUUCUCUCAAGUUGACCAAGAAAAUAUUUUAAAAGAUCCUAAUUAUCCUGUAAAAUUUCGUUAGAAGAACCGAAAAAGUUAGAGGACAGCCAAAGAGAGCUGAAAAAGUCAUCUGAUUCUGAGCCAAUAUAUAUUUUACUCUAUUCGUCUGUGAUGUAGUCGACAUUUGGCGACGCUACCAUUGGUUUCCCCGCCAAAUGAUGUCUGAGAAACGAGCGCAGAAAUUCCAUACUGAUGACGCAUCACUACCCAGGUCUGGGUAGUACCUCUGAUUGGCUGAAUCUAAUUUCCCAAGCGGUACGACCAGCGGUAGCGUCGCCAUAUGUCGGCUGUUUUCUCAGGCUAUGUGGAAUGCCCUUUUACUAUUCUUCAUUUAUUCACCACUCCUCCCUCAGCUGGCUUUUUUUGCCUGAUCUUUCUCCUCUACCCAUUUAGAGAUUUUGCACCCGACGAUGUCCUCUAUUAAUAAAGGUUGAUCUUGCAUGCACAUUUCACACUAAUCUAAUAAGUAGUUAAAAAUAGUUCAGAAUGUUUUUUCAAGGUGGAAUUUUCUCAUCUCUCGCAUUUCCUUUCAGGUUAUUGACUGCUGUCUUAUUUAUGACAUAAUCCGCCGUCUUGUGGAUACAUUCUCUGUUCAAGACAUUGAACUUCUCCUAUUUGUCUUAAAAAGUACGAAAUAUGACCUAAACUGUAUUACUUUAGAAGUAACUAGUUAUCUCUUUUGGAGUCUUGAAAUAACACCUUCUUCUAAAAUGGUGUCGACAUUUCAUCAAAAUUAACCGCUAAUAUUACCCGCAAGUGAUAUCCAAACAUCAACAACUUCAAUUUGUCAUAAACUACCAAAACUUAACAGAGAGAACCCAGGCUGUUUCCUCACAUACCACAUGUAGUAUUUUGUAGUUACGCCCAAAACAUUUUAUUGUAUGCCGGUGCAAUUCAGCAGGCAUAGCUGCUUGUCUUAUUUCAGAAGACUAUGCUCCUUGUGAAAUGAGGUAACCUCAAGCCUCUUUUUACGACUUUGAAUGAUAAGCAUUGUUUUGGUACAGGUAAUGGAGCAGAAAUCAGAAGAGAUGAUCCAGCCUCAUUAAAGGUACCAUUCCAUUUUUAAGUAAAGAAAAAUGCACUAUGUUGACACUGUUAAGUCUCUCAUUAUCCACUCCCCUUAGGGUUUUUCAGGAAUAAUUUACAACACUGGUUGGAGGACGUUUUUGCUAGACGGCCUCUGUUAAUCUUUCUGAUUAUCAUUUUGAAGUAAAAUAAAAAUGUUCUUCAAAACUUACGUUUCAUGAAUAUACCUGUAUCAAAAUAUGGAUCCUCUGUUAGCCUCAGGUGUUCACAAGGGUAUGAUCCAUUGGGACAAGUAUCUAAACCUGACAAAAAGAAAACGUAAAAGCAAAGCUGAGAAAAAAGUCACAACAAGGUGUGGAAGAAGGAGGAGACAGGCCUUCCCGCUAUCCAGGGCAUGGCACUAUUACCUGAACAACCUAAACUCNUCGACAUUUCAUCAAAAUUAACCGCUAAUAUUACCCGCAAGUGAUAUCCAAACAUCAACAACUUCAAUUUGUCAUAAACUACCAAAACUUAACAAAGAGAACCCAGACUGUUUCCUCACAUACCACAUGUAGUAUUUUGUAGUUACGCCCAAAACAUUUUAUUGUAUGCCGGUGCAAUUCAGCAGGCAUAGCUGCUUGUCUUAUUUCAGAAGACUAUGCUCCUUGUGAAAUGAGGUAACCUCAAGCCUCUUUUUACGACUUUGAAUGAUAAGCAUUGUUUUGGUACAGGUAAUGGAGCAGAAAUCAGAAGAGAUGAUCCAGCCUCAUUAAAGGUACCAUUCCAUUUUUAAGUAAAGAAAAAUGCACUAUGUUGACACUGUUAAGUCUCUCAUUAUCCACUCCCUUUAGGGUUUUUCAGGAAUAAUUUACAACACUGGUUGGAGGACGUUUUUGCUAGACGGCCUCUGUUAAUCUUUCUGAUUAUCAUUUUGAAGUAAAAUAAAAAUGUUCUUCAAAACUUACGUUUCAUGAAUAUACCUGUAUCAAAAUAUGGAUCCUCUGUUAGCCUCAGGUGUUCACAAGGGUAUGAUCCAUUGGGACAAGUAUCUAAACCUGACAAAAAGAAAACGUAAAAGCAAAGCUGAGAAAAAAGUCACAACAAGGUGUGGAAGAAGGAGGAGACAGGCCUUCCCGCUAUCCAGGGCAUGGCACUAUUACCUGAACAACCUAAACUCAAUGUAUCGCAAGAAGAAAAGAAGGUUAUGGCUAACCUUCUUUAAAAGUACAAACAACCGCUUCUACCACUGACCCCAUACAACGGCCGUGAUGUGGUGUCCGAUUCACGAUGAGGAGAUGCAGUUUCUCAUCUCUAAGAAUGGUUGUCACUUUACGAAAUAUGAAGUGUAAAAUUCAUGGUUGUUUCCUAGUCAAGUAGAGGCGCCCCCUUACAUCAAAUCUGUUCGUCAACAACUCCAUCGUAAACUGAAACUGCAGUUUCCCAUCCUGACUAACGAUCGUCAUUAUCCCGCGAAACCAGGGCUGAAGGUCAGUAAGUCCAUCAAGAAUCCUAGACGCCUGUUCUUUAAUUCCACCAACUUGAAAAAUAUGAUUUCUCUCAGUGGCCCAAUCUGCCAUGAUCCAAACAAAACAGAGAUUCCCUGGAACGAAAACAGUACCAUCAGCUGAAACCUGAAAAGCACCAUCUUCAGCAAGUUAAGCAACCUGAUUCCUCAAUAGCCAGCAGUAUUUAGGGGGUUUCUUUGUUAUUUCGGUGGGGAAAGAGUGGACGGAAGACUCCAACGUACGAUUGAACUAAAUUGCACAAACAUGCAGCUAUCAGACGGUAGAAAUCCUAAAACGGUAACCUUGUAAACAUCACAAUGACGAAAAAGUCGGCCCUGCAAAUUAUAGAAACUAUGUGUUGUUUUUAAAAUCGUAUAGACAAGGAAGGAAGGGGAACCGAUAAGGAAAAAGUCGAAUGCAUUCCACUAUACCACGUACAUGAAGGCAUUCGUUUGGAUCCCCAAAACGUAAGGUACAAUCCAGGUCUCUGAUAAGUGACCAAGAUCAUGUUCAACUCCGCGCGGGGCAAGUUAGGCAACAAUUAAGCAAGAUCCAGGUUAAAGAAAUCGUCGACCACAUGGCUUUUCACAAGUUCCUGGACUUGGACACGCAUGACAUCAGAUACGUGAGUUCACUCACUGAGGAGAAGGUAGAAGAACAUUACAAACAUCAAGAGGAACGAUGCAAGGCUAUCACCGAGCCUGAACAUAUUUGUCGCUUGCUUCACCACUUGUUGCACCCGAUUACACUUAUACGAAGCUUCGGAGCUCUUGGGAAAACACUGUCUUUAUUAUGAUGCAGACUCCAUCAUUUUCAUCAGUCGGCCCGUCAAAACCGACCCACUUCUUGGCGAUGUUUUUGUCGAAUUCAAAGAUUAGCUCAACACGGGAGACAGCAUCGUCGAAAUUGACAAAUUGUAUCGGGUGGUCCCAGGAACUACAGGUACAAGACAUUGCGUGGCAAAACUUGUUGCAAAGUCCGACGUUUCAGCCUCAUCAAUGAAUGGAUCGGCCCAAUUAAAUUACUUUGCACCAAAUUCAGGUGGUCAAUAGUUUCCAAAUACUCCUUUCCAGAGUACAAAAAGUUUCAGUUGGUUCACACAAAAAGAGUAUUGGAUCCACUGACCUUUGUCAAAUACCCAUACGGAUUCAAAUACGUGUAUGAGCGGAACAUAUACAAUUUGUUGAGCCCGCCUACUGGACCACGCCCGUGUGAUCCACUACACAUUACUACUGGUAUUAUAUUAUACGAUCCAGCAUGCACUACCUAUAAUCCAUAAGAUUAAAAACGUGCAGCGGAGGUCAUAGAAAGGAAAGACCGUAUAAAUUUUGAAACAUUUUUUGUAGUAUUUGUUCAGUUGUCGCUUUUAAGUACUGGAGAAAUGAGCACAUAGUAUCGCUAAAGAAAUGUUAACUGUUAGUGUUGAAAAUCAUAAUGUGAGUUUGAAUUUUUCCACUCUGUCAUUUUCAGAAAUGCAAAGUGUAGACCAGAGUGUACAUGUAUUGCUAAGAAAAUAGACUUUUCAUUGUUGUUCAGUUCAAACUGAGCACACUUUGAGGCGUCUAUGUUAUUUAGUCCUCGGUAAUAGAUUCUAUGCAUGUACAUCCAACCUUGGCAAUACAAAAUAUAUCCGUUUCUCUUCAUCUGCAGGAUAUUAUCUUACAAAUCCAGGCAAAAGCAGCUUCUUCAGCCCACCUGACUAGCAAGUAAGAAUUCCAUUUAGUGCUUGAUAUAAUCAACAUAGUGAAUGAGUGGCCACCAAUAAAUAUCCUUGAUUUAAAUGUUACCCUCCUUUGAUUAAAGCUAAUUAUCUCAUGUCAUAUUCAGAGACAACGGAUGAUCAAUUUGAACAAAAAGCGAAUGCAAAAACGCUUCAGAUAUGUGUUGAAUGAAAACCAGUUCUAAUGAAGAUUCUUAAAUAUAAUGACAAGGGAGGCACUGGUGAUACUCCAGAUCAAGCGCAAAAGUUUCCUGUUGAUAAAGAUUUGCAAGACGACACUGUAACAUCCCCUGUUCCAAUUUUAUUUCACCUGGUAGAACCAAAAAAGUACCAAUAUCUUUCUAUUUAUUAAUUUUAAUAAUAUUUCUGCCUGUUGUUUAGUUCAAGAGUCCGUUUCAUGUUGGAGAUCAUAUCCAAUUUACGAAAUAAUAACUUGAGGAAGAUACCAGGUUAUGAUCCUUCGAGAUUAGAACAUCUUAGAAAAGUUCUUCGCUCACUUGUCAGAGAUUCAAGUAAGUUAAUUCAUAAAUAAUGAGUACUGCACUAUAAGUAGUGAAAGGUAAAGGGACUUAAAAUGGUUGAAACUCAAAGUCUUGGUAAGACGACCAAUCAUUAAGUUCUCCCUUCUCCAGUCCUGUAUAUGAAAUUGCACAUUGUUUGUGUGUUUUUUUCCAUGACGUUCCCUGAAACAACUGAGAAAUCAAUAACCAGGAUCUUGCAUGUUUUGGUUGGUUAUUGAGGGGAAUGUCCAUUCGCCACAAUAGCUGACCGGUGCGUCCCCAGUGAUUAUCCCAGAAACAAUUGUAAGACACAUUUCGGUCACACUUUCUCGUUUCUAAAGUAGUGAAUGGUCCCGAGGUGUACACCAGUACGUAACUCAAUAGUAUAGUAUGGAUGGAUAGUCUUUUUGCAGUGGAAUCUCAUCAAUUUGUGCCAUGUGAAGAGCAGUUGAAUAUCUAUAAAAGAUGAUAUCAUAUUCCAUUUUUAUUCUGUGUCAUUCAUAGUUGGUUAAACUAGCUUUAAAAAAUUUUAGUUUGUUUUGAUUUGUUCGGGUAAUGACGGUAUUUGAGCCUUGCAAGAUUCCACUGCAAAAAAAGGGAGUAAAACCUUUUUCCAUACAGCUGAGUUUACAAGUAAAUGUUUCCAAGUUAAUCGAAGGUAGAUGUUUGUUUAAGUCGUUUAAAGACUAGAUCAACUCGUUUAACUUGUUUUAAAGUAGGGAAACUCAUAUAAUUCAAAGGCGGUGAAACGCUCUCUUUUUCAGUCGAUUUUUUCCUGUGAAAUCGCUAUAAUUCAUUUUUGUGGUAAGCUGAAAGCACGACGCACCUUUACUAUUGAAUAUCUCUUUUCACACCUGACUUAAUUUAUUUUAGGCCAAGCAGCUAGUAAUCAGCUGAAAAUUUCUUUAGAAGAUUUACUUAAACCAGAAACAAAAGGUGGGUUUAGUUGUUUUCUGUUUUAUUAGUUUGGAAUAAAGUGUUACUAACACGGACAUGGUUUUCGCUAAUCGAAGCUCCCUUAUUGUUCUGGCUACGUCGAUGCGCCCUUCCUUUAUUGUUUUAAAAUUUAACAUUGUUUCAAGCACUGCGAAGAAUGGGUCCGAGCUUUGUUGUAACCUCACAGAAGGAGAUCAAUUUCACGCGAGCAACAUGAACUUCUCUGGAAUCAGAGCUGGAUGCGUGCUGCAUGCCCGAUACCUGCUUUGUUCUCGGUUUAAUAAUACAGCCGAUCACCAAAGAGGUAUCGUGCUCCAUAAAAUUCCAUGCUGGGGUGAUACGCAUGCUGAAUGUAUUAAGAGAAGAAGGUUAAGCUCACGUAAAACACUUCCCCCUUUCUCGCUUAGCCGCAAUAUUCUUAUGAGUAUGCGCCAAAUGGUCUCUUUAGAAGGCGUCAAAACAGCCUCGUACCUAACUCCCACAAAUGCUCGGUAAUUUUUUUUUGCACAAAUCACCGGGACAAUUAUCGAUGUCCUUUAACGAGCACCAUGGAUGUUUCGGGGUUAUUUGCACUAUAACAGGACAAAGUUGUCGAAAAUGUUGUUUUGAAUGAGCAUUGUAUGUGUUUUUGCUGGUGCCAAGGCUAUUUCAAGUAAGCAGUCACUGUUGGUAAGUUAAUGGCCUGUAAAAGUUACUUUACACCUAGUUCAAAACCUUUAUCACAUGGAACACCGGCAAAUGGAAUGUUGUGUAACAAGUGCGGUAACUGAGAGUUCUGUUACUUUUAACCAUGAAACGCGAGUAGUAUAGUGGGGUUUGUUUACUCUUUUUUUUUGUGCUCGUGCUAUUUUAAGUGGUUUAACUGGUUUGACAGGUCUUCUAGUUAUUGUUUGGUCGUUGAAUUUGUUGGUUUUUGAUUGAUUGACUAGACACUAAGAAAAGUAUUCAUUGCUUGAUUCAUGUUGUCCAAGGAAUAUGCGCUAACUCGCAUGUGACUUAAAAUUGCUGGGCGGAAACUUCAUGACGUAAGUUCUAUUUCCUGCCACUCUCAUUUCUCAAAACAAAUUGGUCCAGUUCCGGUUCACUGAUUCUUGGCGCGCAAGUCGUGCACAUAAUUGAGGGCAAAGGCAAAAUAGAUUUUUCAAGGACGAAAUACGAUUUUUACGUACCCCUCUCCUCGUCCUGCUUCUUCACAAUUAAUUAUUUCGCUCCUUCUCAAACUAUAUAAUUUCCCUCCUCCAUCGCAUUUGUAUUGUUUUUCCUCCUCCUCCUCUUCUUCUUCAUUUAAAAACGUGGUGGAGGAAGAGAGAAAAGAAAACCUAUCACACCGGUUAAACCACCUAAAAGUAACACAUGGUCUUAUCUAGGUGAGAUUCCCCACAUUUUAUUAAUGAGAUAAAUGCAAAAGACUAUAACGUCAUUGGCGUUAAUGUUUCCCUAGCUGGUUUAUGAGAUUGCCCCGCAAAAAAGGAAGAAACCGGACCCUUCUAUACUAGUAACGCGACAUACUACGGUCAAGAUUUGGAGAUACACUACUCCAUUAAGGGGUCUUUUUUACUGUCUGAUAUUCUAACUGACCGUCACAGUGUGGGUCGCUCGUAAAAGUACUGGAAGUGUCUCAGUAGUGAAGAUAAUGCAGCGAUCAAACCUUUGUUCAAUUUUCAGGCUGUAGAUAGGUUACUUUCAUUAUACCCGGAGUAAAAGCGUUAUAAUUUUUGCUUUUGGCGUUUUAUCGCAAAAAGACAAUUCAUUCUUGAAAUAAUGAUCAUAACAUCCAUUCAUUUAAUGACAUUUGUAAACGAUGAAUGUUUUUUUUUUUUGUCCCAAUGCUGGGACACAGAAUCCAAGAUUGUAGAAGAGAAUUUUGGAGUAACUUCAGAUUAAUGUUCUCAUGUAGGUCGCUGGUGGAUUGCUGGCUCAUCCUUGUCAAGGAGAAAUGGAAGGGAGUUUAUAGUGGCAUCCUCUGCCCAAAUGGAAAACACUAAGUUAUUAGAACUGGCACGUAAACAACGUAUGAACACUGAUGUCAGAAAGAAUGUGUUUCUUGUUAUGAUGACUAGCGAGGUGAGCAAUUUUAAACCCCUCCUCCCUUGUUUUUUACCCUUUAUACUUAGAUUUCGUGCAUCCGCGAAUGUGCGUUUGUUAUUCCAGAGUACAGUGAAAAUGCAAAAUUUAUGAUGAACUCCUACAUGACGGAAGAUACGAUGCUCCUGUAAAACAAAUGACAUUGUUCGCCCCUAUGUAGUUAUAGUAAAAUUAAGGCCGGAAUCGGACCCCGAUACAAUUGACCACCUUCAUAACCAACGAUUGUUCCAGUCCCCUCAGGUCACUUCGUUAAAUCGUGGUCUCACGGAAGUGAAACGAAAUUCUUCUCAUGGUAGUGCCUCUGAAAAGUUGAUAGUUGGUCAGUUUAUUUUCUCUACCCAGCGAUGGUUUAGCAAGUGAAAAUAAGAAGCAACAUCUCUGAUUUGUUGCAGCUAAAGCUGCUUGUUCAUUUUAAAAUUACCAACACACCUCUGUCCCCAUAAUGUCUAUGUGUUUAUCGACCACGCGAUAUCCUCGAGGAGGCUUUCCCCGGUGUCAGAGAAUUACUUGUUAAAGCGGGUGUGCUUUUCUCUUUUAAGCGAGAGUUACUCUACGUAUCUGGGGUCCCCAACUUUCAUGUACGCAUCUUGUUCCUCUGUACUGUACAAUAUACACGUCAUUAUGUUAUGAACUCAAGUAAUUCCUACUUCUUACUGCUGCUUUUGUUGUUAUCUGUAGGAUUACAUCGAUGCAUUUGAAAAGUUGCUGAGAUUGAAUCUAAAAGAUGCUCAGACUCGGGAAGUAAUUCAUGUACUUAUUGACUGUUGUGUGCAGGUUCGUAGAACUAGUGAACAGUCUCGUUUUGUUGUUCAGUCAUAUAAUUGGUGAUGUGUUAAACAUGUUACCGGUUAUUGUUUCCAGGAGAGGACAUACAAUCCUUACUAUGCGUAUCUUGGCCAAAAAUUCUGUGAAUACAAUCGCAGCUAUCAGGUAAGCUAAUCCUACACUUCCAAAAACGACUACAACCUUGUAGUAAGACCAAACGUUGUCUGUUUAUCCACUCUUCAAGGAGAUUUUCGAGGACGGCUUAUAACACUGUGCGCCUUAUAGUUCAAUGAAAGAACCUUACAUAGAUGUCCUCUAAUACUAAACAAGUUCAAACCUCAGACAUGGAUCUGUGUGUCUCCUCCUUCGCAUUAAAAAAAAAACAAAACAAAACAAAACAGUUUUAAAAGAACUUUUGGUUUAGCAAUUUAGCCUGUCCCACAAGCUGUUGAUGUAGGGUUUCAGUUUUCUGCAGUCUAACUGGAACGGGCUACGUCACUUUCAUGUGCGACACCCCUGAAGGUAUCUAGUAACCUUAAGUCUAGCAGACAUUCUUUAAAUAGCAGAAGUCGUUCGCUCAGUUUGAUUUAUUGCUGUUUUUAUUACGUUUUUAGGCGGUAAAUCGGCUAUUUCUUCGCAAAACGCGUGAACUUUCCUGCCAUCUACUCUAGCUCUACCAAAACAACUCACCCUCAGGGUUUCUUGGUUGUUGCCGUCGUUUUUUGUCUUUUUUCUGGCGUUAGCUUGUAGUAUUGACGCCAUUUCACCAAGCAUAACAAAAGUCUUUUAAAUUUGGUUAACGCUAGUGGGCUAUGAAGAAUUAGCCAAGGGAUCUGAGCCAGUUAGAUACGGAAAAGUAUUUCGAGUGAAGAUUAAAAAAGGAUGAAUCUCGAUCUUUCUCUCCCGUGGUACCAUAUAACUGACUAUCUAAUUCUUAUGAAAUAUAAAAUGGGUUUUACAUUCACUAUUAGACUCCUAAUAACCAACGAUCGAUAGAUCAACCCUUCCAGCAAUAUCAUAAAACUUGUUAUUUAGAAAUUGCUUGAAUAAAGUCUCAUCUUAUAGUUUUGAAUAUGCACCGUUUCAAGAUCCUUACUGCAUUCCUCAACAGGCUUGUAGGUGGAUAGCACUAUCCACCAUAUGAACUUAGCGAAUUUUCAACUCCUGCCACAAAAUCAAGAGUUGGCUUGAUUAUUCCUGACCGACCUUCUUAAGAUCAUAGGACUGCGACGGCGGCGAAAAGUGAUUUUGGGUUCCUUAAAUCUUCAUUGUGAUUAUUCCAACUCCGUUUCUUUGUCAAAUGCGGGCGAAUUGUCCUAAGAGGCAUAUCCAUGGUGCAUUUCGAACCUAGACACGUGUUACUUGAUUUCCCAUCGACCGUUGGUUUACCUGAUUAUCUGAAGUUUUCUGUUGUUUAAACGUGUGCUUUUACAACCUGUGACUUGUAUUAUUUUCAGGUUACAUUUCAGUAUUCUUUCUGGGACAAGCUUAAAGUUGUUGGUGACCUAGCGUCUCACAGUGUUGAUAAUCUGUCUUGUCUCAUGUCUCAUCUCAUCGCCACAAGAGCUUUAUCUUUAGCAAUUCUUAAGGUAUUAAGAGUAUGAUAAACACAAUUGUCAUUUUCCUGAACAAGUAAUUUUAAAUCGUUAUAGUGGUUUUAGGGGACCAUUAGAGACAGAAAGAUCUUGUAUUUCCAAACAUUGAUAUUGUGUUACAUCAUGGGAGGGCUGGUAUGGAAAGUGUUUAAAUUAAGUGGUUUUCACGAAUGUCUUUUAAAUGACCAAGGGUGAGUAAUGUGUUGUUGGAGCAAAAUGUUUUUGUUGAGCUUCACCUAGGUCAAACGAGAUAAAUUUGCAAAAGCUAAAAGCGAAGGUUGUUACUUUCACUGUUCAAAGUUUAGUUCAUUAACAAUGCGCUGGUGAUUCACUAAAGUUUAGUAAGAAAUAGAUUUCUGAACGUUCGAAAGCAGAAACUGGCAUUUUCGGCGAUAUUUGCCUACAUGGCUCUACUCAGGUGCGAAAGAUUUUGAACGAAAGGAGGCUCAUUAUUUUGAGAAGAAUGCAUAGGUAGUUUUAUGAACGUAUUCUUUUGUAUACCGUUGACCAUGUUUUCAAAAUAAAAUCACAGUAAUAAGACGAAAAAACGUCUCAGACGUUGGACCCUGUUGAAUAGUUGGGCUUUGUGAGUGCGGACUUUUUCAAACACACAACAAAACGUUGGAACGGGAGUACAAACUUUGACUUCCAUUACCCCAGUAACUGAGGAGGUUGUAUGGACUAUGAUCUGCCGUAACAAAAGCACAAUGCCAUAUCGGUUUUACAGACAUGGUGACUGCCACUUGUUUAUGUUGUGGCUUCACCAGAAAGCCCAGCAAACAAAUGCAGUCAUCUAGGAGACCUCGUAAAGCUGCUGGAGUUAGAUCAGAGGAUGGCCAGUAGCUAAAAAGAAAGCUUGAAAUUGAUUCCCACAUCGUCAGAACUUCUUAAAAGUCGAACGUCAUAGGAAAUGUUGAAUUGGUUUUACUGUAUAAAGUACUUUGAAAGUAGUUCUCAGAUUUGUACUUUCUCUGUUUUCAUGUAUAGGUUGUAAACUUUGUGGAGCUUGAUAAGCCGUCUGUUCGUCUUUUUACCAGUCUAUUUCGUCAUCUUUUAUUGGAUUACUCAACAGAUAUUACAAGGUGUGUCAAUACUUUUUUGAACAUGCAAAACAUACGUUAAAUCCAUGCGAAUAUAGCCUUUCAACAAGACGUCAAGUUACCAAUGGUAAAACUUGCAGUAAAACACGUGACGCAAAGGAUGAAGAUUGUACUUUAUGAAAUGGAGGUUGGAGCAUUCAAAAGUCAACCGUAAUACCGAAAAUCCUCUAUCCACCCUCGGGGCUUAUUUCGGAGGGGAGGUUUGUUUAAUUUAGCGAAGAUAAUGGUAUCAACUCUCCAUAAAGAACUUGAACGCAAUGUGGAAAAGCUCUGGGUCAUGAAGUUGGAGGUCAUGCAGUGAAGGAACAAAAACAAAUCCGAACUUCUAUCAAGUGAAUGAACCAUACUGGAUCAAUCCACCUGAAGUGUUACAGUCGUGAUUAAUUAAUACAGGCUAUCAUUUAAGAACUAGCGGGGAGGGGAGGUGGGGCUUGAAACCGAGGGGGGUAAAUUACUUUCUUCCCCUGAAAAGGGGGGCGUAGUAGGUAGAGGGUCUUAAUAGAUGAUUUACUGCAAGUAAAUUACAAUCGGCUCCCGUUAUUGCGAACUCUAUUUCGGCGGAAAUACAUCCCACCAUGUUGGGGCUGGUGGGCAGUCACUAUAAAAUUAUUAUUUUAUUUCGCUCCACAGAAAUGUUUUUGAAAGGAUUUCUACUGUGCAAGGGCUGUCUACCCUUCGUCAAAGCCUGCGCAUUUUUAUCAAACAUUUUGUUGGAAAAGGCAAGAUAUCGAAGACUUCCAAGACUGAUAAACACACUGAGUUAAAAGAAAGGCUGCAACUUGUAGAUAGCAUUCUUGGAGCUUCCGACCGUAUCAAGUUAUAGCAUUUUAUGGGUUAGCAACACGUUAUUAGGAA